AUGCCUCAACAGUCCUCUGUCAUUAUCACUGGGGCGUCUGGUGCACUCGGGAGCAGAAUAGCUCUCAAGUUAGCUGCACUCUUUCCUGGUCAAUACUACCUUGUCCUGGCCGCCCGAAAUACCAGCAACCAAAGUACCGAACAAUUGUCGUCACAACUGCAAGCAGCAGGCGCCCUUUUUACCUGGGAGAAACUCGACCUAUCCUCUCUCGCAGCAGUGAAUGAUUUCACCGACCGAGUGCUUGCCGCCAUUGCAAAAAAGCGAAUACCUGCUUUAUACGGCCUGGUCAACUGUGCCGCCAUUCAGAUGGUUCCCAUCACCAAGACCGUGGAUGGCUUCGAUCUGGAAACUCAAACCAACGUUCUUGCUCCUAUGCUAUUGAUCCAGAAGCUUAACUCUGCUCUGGAAGGUGGAGUGGUUGUCAACGUGUCCAGCUCCACACAUAGUAUAGGGGAAUACGACUCAUUCAGAAACGAACAUGUCUCCUUGGACAAGUCCACUGGCACAGUUCUUAGUACACCAGCGGCACUCAAAAAGUAUGGUAGCACGAAGCUCAAUUUGAUGAUGGCUGGUUAUGCCUUGCAGCGAACUGAAAGAUUCGCUGACAUCCAGAUGGUUUCGGCGGACCCCGGAGGAAUGAGUGGUAGCUCUCGAUUGGCACCUGAGGGACGCUUGGCCUUGAAGAUGGCUCAGGCGGCCUUCGUCGCUAUGGGACCGCUUCUCCGAUUGUUCUUCCCGUCUGCAAUCAACCCGCCAGAAGUGCCUGCGGCGGCAUUUGCCAAUAUCAUUCAUCAAGCCAAAGAACAGAGGAUGGCUGCACACUAUGUAAUUGGAGAGAGUAAAGAGUCGUCGCCCCUCAGCCGAGACGAAACGAAGCAGGAUGAGGCACUGGCUUUCGUCAUGGAGGAUUUGAAGAAGUGGCUUUGA
Cyphellophora europaea CBS 101466 is the source of this 927-nucleotide messenger RNA. RefSeq lists its product as uncharacterized. The record is from RefSeq and is a predicted model, not a curated record. The coding region runs from base 1 to 927 and encodes 308 amino acids. NCBI's taxonomy places the organism in Eukaryota, Fungi, Ascomycota, Eurotiomycetes, Chaetothyriales, Cyphellophoraceae. The transcript has 2 exons.